This is a messenger RNA of Aplysia californica (California sea hare), 2910 nucleotides long. RefSeq names its product collagen alpha-6(VI) chain-like. The record is from RefSeq and is a predicted model, not a curated record. Lineage: Eukaryota; Metazoa; Mollusca; Gastropoda; Aplysiida; Aplysiidae. The coding region runs from base 1 to 2910 and encodes 969 amino acids. The transcript is spliced from 17 exons.
AUGGGAGAUCGUCAGGAGGUCCCAAACGCGCUGAUCAUUAUAACUGACGAGGCUUCCAACGCGGACGCCAAAAAACUCAAGAAAUCCAGCCAAGCCGUCAAGAAAAAGAACACGAAAGUUUACACCAUUGGUGUGGGCAUGAAGGACAUGUCGGAGCUGCAGACUGCAGCCUCUGACCCCAGUAACGUGUUCUCAGUGGACACUAUGGAUGAUUUGAUGUCUGUUAGGGAGCAGCUGGUUGGCAAAAUUAAAGCACUGCAAGGUGAUGUCAGUGCUUUUAUGCCUGUUUUCAAGACCGUAGGCGACUUGUCAGCAACGAAAACCCUAGACUUGGUGUUCCUACUUCACACGUCCAAGAAAAUCAACCGUGGCAAGUACCAGUACUACAAAGAUUUUAUCUCGGACAUUAUCCGAGGAGCCGACAUAGACUCCGGCAAAGUCCGUGUCGCCGUUGCGGCAUACCGCAAACGGGGAGUUGUGAUUUUCAAUCUGAAGAAGUACAAAACCAUGGACAAAGUUCAGACUGCGGUUGAAGGAUUAAAGUUGUACAGGUCUAAAGUUGGAAGUGUUGCCAAAGGUCUUGACCUCGUACGUGGAAAAAUUCUCUCGAAGGCCGGAGGAGACCGGCCUGACGUACCCAAUGUGGUUGUCCUCCUGACUGACGCCAAAUCGACCGUUGAUGAGAAGAAGAUUAAAUCUUCGGCCAGGAAGGUUAGGAACGCCGGCACGAAAAUAUUUGCUGCAGGAAUUGGCAAAGCUGUCGAGCCUCAGCUCAAACUGAUUGCGUCAUCUGAUGAUGAUGCGUUCAGUGUGGCUUCUCUGGACGAUCUGUUCGCGUUCAAGGAGAAAAUAGUCAAACAGGUUGCCCCACACUCGACCAAGGCAGAUAUUGCGAUCGUCUUCCACUUGUCCUCUGGCAUCGCCCCGGCGAACAUCCCCAAGUACUUUGUUCCUUUCCUCAAGGCCAUCCUAGAGAAAGCGAACAUUGACGGCGGCGAUGUUAGGGUUUCUCUCACCAACUUCGCCAAGCGGCCACGAGUUCGGUUCAAUUUGGCCAAGUUCAAGACGUCUGCUGAUGUGAUGAAACAAAUCAACGCCAUCGGGCGCAAGGACCGCGCUAGAGUUGGCAACGGAGCAAACGCCUUGAAAAAUGUCCGCACCAAGAUUUUCAGCAAGAAGGGCGGAGAUCGCCCCGAUGCCCCCAACGCUGUCAUUCUGAUCAUGGACAACAAGAGCGUCGGAAACCAAAAAGUCUUCUUCAGAGAGGCGGAACAACUGAAGGCGACAGGGGCAAAGAUCAUCACAGUAGGCAUGGCAAAGGCCAAUGCGGCAGAACUGAGGGCUGUUGCCUCCCAGCCAGCUGAUGACAACGCCAUCUUCGCCAAGGGAUACAACAACAUCGCCAGCCCCGACGUCAUUGAGCCCAUCAGGAACGGCAUCCGUGCUCGUAAGUCUUACGUUGUUGUGGAAGGCAUCAUCACAGUAGGCAUGGCAAAGGCCAAUGCGGCAGAACUGAGGGCUGUUGCCUCCCAGCCAGCUGAUGACAACGCCAUCUUCGCCAAGGGAUACAACAACAUCGCCAGCCCCGACGUCAUUGAGCCCAUCAGGAACGGCAUCCGUGCUCGCCAGGAUAGGGCGGACAUUGUGUUCGCUGUCCACUUCAACCCAAGAGGCAGCCAGGCCGACUUUGAUCGCCUCGUCUCCUUCCUGCAGUCUUUGAUCGCCACGUCAGACGUCGACGGCAAAAAAGUCAGAUUUGGCCUGUACAUUGAUGGGGGGAUCGUCAAGUUCAACUUGAAUAAGAAUCCAACCAAUGCUGCUCUAGCACGAGCUCUGUCCAGCCUGAGGCGGCGAGAGGCCAGGGUACAGAAGUUUGACCUGGAGAGAGUUUUGCAGGACACCAGGAGGCGCAUGUUUACCCCACAGGGCGGAGACAGAUUGGGCGUUCCUAACGGUCUUGUUGUUAUCACUGACGCCAAUUCUGGGCAGGACAGAAGAGCUCUCCGCAGUGAAAGUCGACGUGCGGCAGAAGCCGGCAUUGGCGUGUAUACUUUGGGUAUCGGCCUCUCGGACAAGGGAGAGCUCGAGAACGUAGCUAGUUCCUCCAACAACGUAUUUGCCUUCUCUGACUACAACGAACUGGAGAGAUAUGGCGCUCUUCUCAGGAAGGAGAUCAGAGCUUUGGACACAAGACAAGCUCCCGUCCCCACUACACGUGAUAGGGUAAGGUUGUCCGAGAGACUACACCAAAUACCCUUGGCUGACUCUGUAGCAGAGGGUCUAGACUGCAACCCUCGUGUCGAUCUCGUUUUUGCUUUCCAGCAGACUAAACGAAUAACUGAGAGCCACUUCAGAAAGAUGGUCGAUUUCGCCAAAAACGUCGUACUCUACAGCACAGAAAUAGAUGACGGUAUACUGCACGUUUCGGCCGUAACAUUUGGAGCACAUAGAGAAAAGACACACUUUGGGUUAGACAAGUAUUCUUCACGACAAGCUAUUUAUUGGAACAUAGACAGAAUCUCACGUUUUAAGCUCAAAGGUAGUCGUGUCAAAGGCGAGAACAGCGACGUUUUCUCACACAUUUCGUCAAAAGUGUUUGACAUGAAGUCCUUAAGUGCGAAAAUGAUUAUCAUCGUAAUGGGUGAUCAGUUUCGAAGGCGUUCUUCUGUGUUCAUAAAGUCUGCUGAGAAGGCAAAAGCGAGAGGCACCAAAGUGUUUGCGAUCGGCAUCGGCCCCAUCCCAGGAGCCAUUGCGACUCGUGUGGCGAGUCCACCGAGGGCGAUAAAUGCACUGGUGCUCAAGGACUUUGACGAGCUGUCUCAAAUUGACUCAAAACACCUGCGACUCCCAAAUCUGGACCUCUGCAAGUUGGUGGAAAAGCAAGCUGUUCAGGAUCAGAGAUUGACUUAG